Molecule: messenger RNA, 1525 nt
Organism: Lutzomyia longipalpis
Lineage: Eukaryota; Metazoa; Arthropoda; Insecta; Diptera; Psychodidae
Product: gustatory receptor 68a-like
Exons: 2
Coding region: 56-1219 (387 amino acids)
Biological process (GO): sensory perception of taste
Cellular component (GO): neuronal cell body; membrane; dendrite
Source: RefSeq, a predicted model, not a curated record
UAAGAUCUAGUAAACAAUUUCCGAAGCUACAAAACUUAAAUUGUUUUCCAAAGCAAUGGACGUAUUCACGGCUCUGUCUGCAGCACUAUUUAUUCAAAGGAUAAUUUGUGUUUCUCCCUUUUGUAUUAGUAGGGAUGGUGCUACCUAUUCAAAAUGGUACAUAUUCAACGGAAUACUGCAAAUUGUUGUAGCCUUCGUGAUUUAUAUAAUGAACUUCAAUGAAUUAAUUGAAAGGAAUCUUUUUACGCAGAGUAAUCUGCAAUUUUCACGACAGAGUCAGUUAACAAGUGUCGUUGGGGUAUUUGAAAUUGGAAUUACCUGCAUUGUAUUUAUUGUUGUUUUAGUGGUGAUGUAUGUAAAAAAGGAAAAACAAGUUGAAUUUUUGGAAUUAAUUCAUAAAACAGAUUUAAUCUUUGAGGAAACAUUCAAAAUAUAUCCGAAUAACAAUCAAAAAGAUAGAAAUAUUAGAAAUGGUUCUCUUCUAUUUUUCACAAUUUAUCACUUUAUUCUAUCAAUUGCCCUACAAUUCAUUACAUAUAGCUUUGAAUUGACUUUUCAGAGUAUCCUUAUUAUUUCUCUGUACAACUACCAAGUAUCCGCAGCGAGAUUUUCUAAUUUAACUUUUGUCUUUUACACGGAUUUAGUGAGAAAACGCUUUAAAUUGCUCGAACGGUAUGUACAUGGUGUAAAUUUGUCAACGGAACAAGAUUACCUACUUAUUGUUGAUAUAUUUACAACACUGCAAAAAAGUCAUGAAAUUUUAAAUGAUAUUUUUGGUUUGAUAAAUUUAUUUACCUCAACGCAUGAUUUCACAUUUAUUGUUUCGCAGCUUUUUAUUGUAAUUUGGAUUGCUAAUCAAAUGGAGAAAACAAUGGUUUUUCUCAAAUUUAUCGUUGUAAUCUUCUGGUUUGCCCCGAAUGUCGCGAAACUAGUUGUAGUGUCUAACAUUAGUGAGGCUACAGCGAGAAGUAUUAAGAAAUGCAAGAAUUUAUUGUAUAAAGAUAAAAAAGUUGAUAAGACCACAAUGGACAUUGUUGAGAAUUUUUCAUUGAGAAUGAAGCACUUUGAUGACAACUACACAGCUAUUAAUUUUUUCCCCAUUGAUAAUACACUCUUAUAUACGAUGAUUGGAGCUCUUACAACUUAUUUGUUUGUAUUUAUUCAAUUUAGAAUGUUUGAAGAGAAUUACACCGGAACUAGUAAUUCCAUUAUAAGUUAGAAAUAAAUAAAAAUUGUCAGAAAAAUAUCUAAAUUUUGCUUUGCUAAAAUGCUUUGAAUAUUAUUUUCUUUAAAAAAAAUCUUUAAAAUCCAUUUAAAUUUUUUUUGUUGCUGUGAAAUGGAAAAAAGGUCUUCUUAUAGAAUAAAUCCAAGAAAUCAAUAACAUCACAUUUAACUGAAAGAAUUUCCCUUAAUUUUUGCAAAUAAUCUAUGAGGAUGUUCAACUACUGGAAAUGCGCGUGAGUGUUCCCCAUUCAGCGUACAGAUAGUUAAUGUAAUCCACAACAAAUUCACGCUAUUACAUGCA